CGAGAAGACGAACAGAUGGAGUGAUCGAGUCGUUGAGCGAAGAGGGAGAGACUGAUUACUCUUAAAUACUAAGCACCAGAGGGGAAACAAGCCUCCUUCCUGGUGUCAUCACCUUCCUCUUAUUUGGAGACGUCUUGGUGGAUUUCUUGUAUUUUGGUGUUCGUAUACAUUAUUAAUCCGGCACUAAUGAGCUGUGGAAAGGAUGCAGUUAGCUGAUGGAGUGCCUGCUGGGCACACAGAUGGGAUCAGACGCGACGCUCUCACUUCCUCACGCCCCCCAUCACCUUUGUGCCAGGAGCAGGCUCCAAGGGAUCAACCGGAGAGCACGGUGAUAAAAGAUCUUGGGGCACAGGUGGGCACGGGGGUACCGUCAGGACUAAUGACAUGGCUCAUCUAAGAGUUCUGGACUGCAUGGUCAGCCACAAAUGGAGUCGGAUAUGUGACCUUUACUGUGCGUUUAAUAGCCAGGCUAAACAAAAGGACGGUUGUGAGCGCAGCGAGGCAUCGGCUCUGUCUCCUGCCGCUGAAGAGGAGCCCUUCUCAUGGCCGGGGCCGAAAACAUUGCACCUACGCCGUACAUCUCAUGGCUUUGGCUUCACGCUCCGUCACUUCAUCGUAUACCCACCCGAGUCAGCCGUACAAUCCUCUCUCAAGGAUGAAGACAAUAGCUGCAGAGGGAGACAACGGAACAGACUGGAGCCGAUGGACACCAUCUUUGUCAAGCAGGUGAAAGAGGGCGGCCCCGCGCACGGAGCUGGACUCUGCACAGGGGAUCGUAUAGUUAAAGUCAAUGGAGAAAGCAUCAUUGGGAAAACGUAUUCUCAAGUAAUUGCCCUUAUUCAGAACAGUGACACAUCUCUUGAGCUCUGCGUGAUGCCAAAAGAUGAAGACAUUUUACAGCUGUUCUCCAGGGAUAUCACAGCUCUGGCCUACUCUCAAGAUGCAUACCUCAAAGGAAACGAGGCAUAUAGUGGAAAUGCCCAGAACAUCCCUGAGCCACCACCAAUAUGUUACCCACGGAUAGAGCCCAAUGCCUUGGCAAUGGCACAGGUGUCAGAGCCUUCACGCUCUGCUGAGACUUCAUGUGGAAUCAGACAAGGUGUAAAUCGAUGCUUUAAUCCGGACAUAGGUUGCCGCGUUGAUAUCCCUGUAUCUCCCCAUUCCGCAUCCUUAACUCCGCUGAUCCCCAACACCCAAACUGUUGUGCGUGUAUUUAAUGAGAAUGUUAGGACAAUGGUAGCACCACCCGAAUCCACAGACAGAAUUUCACAUGUGGCCUGGGCUGGUCCCAGUCACAGGAAGGAGGACAACCAGUAUGGGGACUCAGCAGACCCAGGCUUUAAUAGGUCCAGUGACCAUGUCACUUUAUCUCCAACUGGGGAAGCACAAUCACAACACAAACCCAACAGAACUGCAGAGUCCACUGGUUUUACUGACACUACCCCUAGAACUCCACAAACUUGCAUAGACACAAAGCCUGUGUCUUCUCACAGACAUAACCUAACCACAACAACAGAAACCUUCCCAUCAGCCUCCUCUCCAACCCCUUACACACCUUCCCCUCCACCUGCCACCCCCUCCCCUUGUUCUCCCCACCAGAACAUUGACUGGAGGAACUACACCACCUACAAGGAAUACAUUGACAACAAACGGAUUUACAUGUACGGCUCCCGGACUAUUCAAGAGCGCCUGGACAGUUUGCGAGCCUCAUCCCCAUCCAGUACAGGUGAAUACAGCAAGCAGAAGAGUGCAUCAACAACAGCUACGCCCUCACGGGGGUUUUCUGGAGCACAGCUGAGACGAAGGAGCGCCUCACAUGAUCGGAGUUAUCAUGUAUCCAGUGUGCUGCCACUGCGUAGCGCCUCUCAGGAAAGGCUUGGUGGUGCUGAUCGGGCUUCUCUAACAGGGAACUGGCCUCGUAGUGCUUCCCAGGAUGCCCUUCCAUCAGUCCCUAUAGGUAUCCCAAAACCUAGAGCAUAUUCUUGCGGCUACCUAAGCAGACAGAAUGAGAAUUCAACAUCCACGUCGGACAGGCAAGCAUGCUGCAGAACUGAAACAGAUGAAUGGCUGCUCUUGCACAGAGGGGACGAGGCAAGAGCAAGCAGGCAGUCUUCUUCCUUACGCAUGGCGCCUCACAGGACACAGGGUGCAUUUAACACAGACAAACGAGGGGGUAGUUACCCAGGUUUGCCCAUCACCCCUCACUUUAGUAGAGGUACAGAGUCUUUGCUUACUUCCAGAGCUGAAAGCCUGGGUAAUACCUCGGCUCCUUCUAUAAAUAGACCCUCACUGUUACCUGCGAAAAAUUAUGUCUCAGACCCUUCCACUGCUGCUGCUUCUUACAUAGCUUCUGCCCUGGCCUCAAUACAAGGCCAAAUGAGUGGUAGCUCCAGCACAGGCCCUGUCAAAGACCAAAGAACACCUCUCACUGCCAACCACAUGCCCCACAAUGCAAAGCAGUUACAGCCCAGGGGGCGGGCUGACAGCCUUCAGGAUCCCAUCAGAGAAGUAGCCCGUGGAGGUCGCUCUUCUUCUUGUUCUGCCGCCUCUAAACCCCAUAGAACAAAGCAGGGUGGAUCCAAGCCCAGAUUCACCAGUAACGGAACAGUUCUUCAGCAACCUAGGUACACAGAACCACAACCCCAAGUCAAUGAGAAGACAGUGGAGGGUAUCGAGGGCCCAGAUGCCACUGUAGUUGUGGUUCGCAGGGAGAAGGCUGGAUCUCAACCUAUCCGCCAUCCUUCCUACAUUCUGGCAGUGAACGAGACAGAGAGAGGGCCUGAACAACCUGCAGAAUCCAACACAUGCUGGCUUCCCAACGAUACCCGUCGAGAAAUGCACAUGAGAAAGCUAGGAGACCAGUGUAAAACCUCCUUCUCAAGCAACCUUGAUGACUCACUGGACUCCAUUCCCUUCAUUGAUGAGCCGUCAAGCUCCAGUAACGACCAUGACACCACACACAUUCCUGCAUCUGCCGUGAUUUCCAGCACACCUAUUAUCACCACCAUCCCACCCAGUCCAACUUCUCCUUCUCCUGUAAUACGCCGACAGCUGUCCCAUGACCAGGAUUCUUUACGACUCACGAUUUUGGAAUCAGAUUCUGGAGCUAAAACGGAACGUUCCAGGUCCUUCGAUGAGGGGUUGGAUAACUACAGAGAAGAGAGAGGGCGGUCGAUUAAACACACCCAUGGAUUCAAGGGACUUAGAAAGGCUGUUGACAGAUGCUCUGAGGACUCUGGCUCCAGGAGAGACUCUACUUCAGAUGUCUUCACUGAUGCCACAAAAGAGGGUCCACUUCAUUUCCGGCAGCUCAACUCAGAUAAGGGAAAGCGUGUUGGAAGUAGCAUGCGGUCGUGGAAGCAGAUCUACGCUGUGCUCCGUGGCCACUGCCUCUAUCUGUACAAGGACAAGAGGGACGGACAAACCAAUGCCAACUCCCAGAUGGAAGAAGAGCCUCUGCCAAUCAGCAUUAAAGCCUGUCUGAUUGACAUCUCCUACAGUGACACAAAGAGGAAGAACGUACUUCGGCUGACAACGUCAGACUAUGAAUACCUGUUCCAGGCGGAAGAUCGUGAGGAAAUGCUGUCCUGGAUUCGAGUCAUUCAAGAGAACAGCAACUUGGAUGAAGAGAAUGCAACUUUAACUAGCACAGACCUCAUCAACCGGAAAAUAAAGGAGUACAACACUUUAAUGAGUCCACCCAGCAGUAAGACAGAACCUUCACCCAGAGCGUCCCGUCAGUCCCUGAGCAUCAGGCAGACGUUACUAGGCAGUAAAGGGGAGAAUAAAGCCACAAGCCCUCACUCCCCAAACAAAGACCAUGACAGGAAAGCCAUGCACAAAGAUGAAACCAGUCCACCAAAAGAUAAGGGCACAUGGAGGAAGGGCAUCCCUGGACUGAUGAGAAAGCCAUUUGAGAAGAAAUCGUCUCACGGAAUCACAUUUGGAGUAAGACUAGAUGACUGCCCUCCAGCUCAGACCAACAGAUUUGUUCCUCUGAUAGUUGAAGUGUGCUGUAAGCUGGUGGAAGAACGAGGACUGGAAUACACUGGCAUUUACAGAGUGCCAGGAAAUAACGCCGCAAUCUCCAUCAUGCAGGAAGAGCUCAAUAACAAGGGCAUGGGCGAUAUCGAUAUUCAGGAUGAUAAAUGGAAGGACUUGAAUGUGAUCAGCAGUUUACUCAAAUCCUUCUUCAGAAAACUUCCUGAACCUCUCUUCACUAACGAGAGAUAUGCAGACUUUAUCGAUGCCAACAGAAUAGAGGAUCCUGUAGAGAGACUCAAAGUGCUCAAAAGACUGCUUCACGAGUUGCCUGAUCACCAUUACGAAACACUGAAGUUCCUCUCGGCACAUCUCAAAACUGUGGCUGAAAACUCGGAAAAGAACAAGAUGGAGCCAAGAAAUCUGGCUAUUGUGUUUGGUCCAACGCUGGUGAGAACAUCUGAAGACAACAUGACUCACAUGGUGACACACAUGCCAGACCAGUACAAGAUCGUAGAAACGCUCAUUCAGCAUUAUGACUGGUUCUUCACUGAGGAGGGCGACAAUGAACCUACGACUACAGUCCAGGAGGAGAGUGCUGUUGAGUCCCAGCCUGUGCCUAACAUUGACCACCUGCUGACCAACAUCGGCCGGACAGGCACCUCUCCAGGGGAAGUGUCAGAUUCACCGACCAGUGACUCUGCUAAAUCUAAGGGCUCCUGGGGAUCAGGGAAGGACCACUGCAGCCGCGAGUUCCUUCAGCCACGAGUCUCCUCCAUUUUUGCUGUGGCCAACCGCAAACGAAAGAAGCACAAGGAGAAGCUGCAAGCCAGCAGCUCUGAUGACGACCUUGAUACCUUGUUCACCAAGAAAGAAAACCUAACUCAAAAGCAGAACUGCCAAAACCUGGAGGAGUUGGCAGGCAGGUCCAUCCCCAGCGUAAGACUUGUUGGAGAGAAGAAGAAUGGCAUAAGUGCAGAGUCAACCCCGAAGAACAAAAAAGAGUAUAGAAACUCUUUCUUUAUGAAAGACAAACCCUCUUCGGCUCUCUCCCCCUCACCCAAGCUCUCAUGUUCACCUGGUUUCAGCUGUCGCACCACCAGAUCCACCCUCUCCGAUCCUUCUUCGCAGUUAGAUGAGACCACCUCAGACUUGGGCACCAUGAGUUCUGGAGCCUCCGUACCCAGGACCAGACCUCGGAAAUGGGGCACAACAUCUCCAGCCCCUGAACAAUUACCUGCUCCUGGGGGGGCUUCGCUAACUGCCGAGGUGAGCUCUAUUACUUCAGACUACUCGACCACUUCCUCUACCACCUUUCUGACAGGAAUGGAAUCCAUCACAUUAAGUCCAGAGGUGCAGUCUGUGGCAGAAAGCCGGGAAGGAGACGAGGCAGAUGACGAGCGCAGUGAGCUUAUCAGUGAGGGACGGCCGAUGGAAACCGACAGCGAGAGCGACUUCCCAAUGUUUAGCCCCGGCAUCGCUGUACUAGACAUACCAUCCACAGAAGAUGGCAGCAACAGCACACCCAAGCUUGCUUGCCGCUUGCUGCCCUCCCAUAAGCUCAUAGAAUGCGACUCUCUGACCAGGAGACGAUCCCUUCGACAAAAGACAGACAGCGAUUCAUCUGUGGAGGCAGGGGCUGGUGUUGGCAAUCAAGGGGUAAGCAAAAAUGAAUCAAAUAGACUGUCUCGAGUUCUGGAGGUGAUGAAGAGAGGACGUUCCACCUGCAGCCUUAGUGCCUCGUUGCGUACUGAAUCAGAACGUGUUGAGCCAGCAUGGCAUCUUAAAAUCACAGAGAGACUCAAGUCCCGUCUACGUGCAUCUGCCGAUGACAUGUUCGGUGUUGGUACGCAAAAGACCCGUUCUACAGAGACACGUGGAAAGAAAAAGGGCAUCCGUCGACGGCAUACUAUGGGUGGUCAACGGGAUUUUGCUGAACUAGAUGUCAUUCAUGAUUGGAGGGAACAGGGCGGGGUGGACCAAGGUGCCGAACUGUCUUCUGUGGAGCGCCUCAAACCUAACUGCGACUCUCAGAACGUGUCUAUCCGGGACUGGAUUGCUCGCGAGUGUCAACGAACUGAGGGCUCUCAGGCCAGUCUAGAGUUGAAAGGUCAAGAUGGGAAAGAGACAGAAAUUGAAGAGGCCCAAGCAGGCAGCGCUGAGCGACUGACUCCCCCCGCUUCUUCAUCAUGUCCCCAGUCCAGCUCUGAGCAAGUAAACGGAGGCGCAUCAAAGGGCAAAUCCAGAAACAGUUUGAAUUCUGGAGCUGAUGCUCAUCCUCAGAAAUUGUCAGGAGCCCAAGUGGUGCGCUCACGAUUCUACCAAUACCUUUAAAACUAAAUAAUAAUUUGCAUGUGUGUAAGAGUGUUGUAAUGUGUGUGUAAAGGUCUGUUCAAACCAAAGUGAGUGUUUGGUGUGAAAAAACUGGUAAUGUGUCAGUUUAGACCAGGGCUGGACAACUUCUUGUUUCGAGGAGUUUAGCCCCAACCUUAAUCAAACACACCGGCCAGUAGCUUUGUAGUGAUCUUGAAGACACUGAUUAGUCUGUUCAGGUGUGUUUGACUAGGGUUGGAGCUAAACUCUACAGGACAGUUGUCUUCCUGGUCCAAAGUUGGUCAGUCCCGGUUUACACUGACAUUAACUUUCGCAUGCAAUCCAUGUGACAAAUCUCUUUUUCUUCACAUUAUGAAGAUAGUAAGAUUUGCUCUGUUUGUGACAUGCCUACAGCCACUGCUGUUGCAAAAAUUAUAUGGUGGCCCUCUCAAACACAAUUAUUUUGCUAAAUGGCAGUGAAAAGUAAGAAUCCACAACAAGCACUAUUGUCUGUGUACUUCCUUUUAUUAAAUAAGCAUCGUAGCAAAUAUAAAAAUCUGAAUGGCUUUUUAAAAACUUUUCCAUUUUUUUUUUUGUGACAAGUGGGUGUCAGAAAAGUUGCACAACGCUUUGUGUGUCAGGGUCAUCGCGAUGGAUUUUCUAAAAGCACCCAUCAGAGAGUGAAUUUUCAUUCAACCUGUCUGCAGUUUGUAUGUUUAGACCCAAAAAGACAAAUUGUAUGUAAAAAAAACUGGAUGAAUUUUUGUGCCAAACAUGCAUGUUGGUAUGAACAGGCCUUAAAUUGAAUGAAUGUCCUUAGAGCUAAGGUUACUCCACUUUGAUUUUCCAUCCCGUGUCCUUUUGUUAAACAAAGUAUCUAUAAAUAUGAAUAUAUAUACAUAUAUAUAUAUAUAUAUAUAUAUAUAUAUAUAUAUAAAUAUAAAUUGUAUAUAUCUAUAUGUAUAGGCUUAUAAAAAAGUAACUGGAGUAAUUUUAACAAUUUUGAGUUACCUGACUCAUCGUUUUUGGAUCAGUACUGGAGCUGUUUUUUCGAAACUAGUAAUAUAUGCAUGACGGUGAAGUGGCCUGAUAUUCAGAGGCUGUACAAUACCAAUGUUUACCGACUGCCUCGACAGCACAAUUUUUUGACUUUGACAGACAUGCAUUUGCAGAACUGUUAUUGAAGGAUACUAAUAUCAAAGGAAAAGAAAAGGCGUCUCGUCCAAGGUUAGGACAAAAAAAAAGAAAAAAAAGAAAGAAAGAAAACUCCUGAUGUUACUCAUAUGAAGAAUGUAAUAUGCUUGCUGUUAUACUGACUAACACGUAAAUUGCUUGUUGCAGUUUUCAUUAGUGAAAAAAAUGUAAAUAAUGUCUGUACUUGAAGUAUUUUUUGUUUGUUUGUUUGUUUGUUUGAUUUUUAUUAUUAUUAUUUUGAAGGUUAGCCUUGAUAUGGGCUUUUUUCUGAGCUGUGCGCUGUGGAAAUCCUUUUUACAGUGCAUCAUAACAGCCAGACUUAAAUGUGGAAGAAGAAUGAAGUCUUUUUAUAUUUCUACAGGAUUGUGAAAGUAAGUGCUAAAGUGAAAGCGCCAGAGCCUGAACAUCCGUAGCAGUACCAGGCUUACUGGUAUUGUCAAGUUGAACCAUUUUAAUGCAAAGUACAACCUAACAUCAAAUAAGUCAGAAAAUUACAAGGAAUUCUGUUUCCUUAAAAAAAAGUGCCUCUCAACUGGUUCUGGUGACAGGAAAGGUGCCAUUUCUUAAUUUUGUUGUUUGUUAAUAUGGAAUAUGUAUUGUGAAUGAAUGACUGAAUUUUAUCAGAAUAAAAAAAGAAAGAAAAAAAAUAAAUUUUUAUACAAAACGAUGCAAAAGCGGACCCAGAGCUUCCACUGCUUCGUCAGUUAAUAGUCUUAAGUCAUCUCAUGCUUUGCCACUGGAUUAGUUUUUACCGUGGUCAUUGGAUGCAAUACCUUAAAUGUGUAUUUUUUGUGUGUGUUACCUUUGUCAAAAAGUCACAUAUUCUGUCUGAGCUGACCAGUGUAGUAGACAGCAUGUGAUUCCUCGGGAGAGUAUGCAUGACUUCAUGCUUAUGUGUGCGGAUUUCAUCUUACCUCUGAAUGCUCAUGUGUCUGAAUCCCAACUGCGAAGAAAAAAAACUAAACAAAAAAAACACUGGAAAUAAAUUAUCUUUGUCAGCUUC
Molecule: messenger RNA, 8491 nt
Organism: Puntigrus tetrazona (Sumatra barb)
Lineage: Eukaryota; Metazoa; Chordata; Actinopteri; Cypriniformes; Cyprinidae
Product: rho GTPase-activating protein 21
Exons: 25
Coding region: 385-6315 (1976 amino acids)
Biological process (GO): signal transduction
Molecular function (GO): protein binding; phospholipid binding
Source: RefSeq, a predicted model, not a curated record